Molecule: messenger RNA, 3573 nt
Organism: Peromyscus californicus insignis
Lineage: Eukaryota; Metazoa; Chordata; Mammalia; Rodentia; Cricetidae
Gene: Tpp1
Product: tripeptidyl peptidase 1
Exons: 13
Coding region: 16-1773 (585 amino acids)
Biological process (GO): proteolysis; central nervous system development
Molecular function (GO): serine-type endopeptidase activity; tripeptidyl-peptidase activity
Source: RefSeq, a predicted model, not a curated record
UUACUAGGCAGGGAGAUGGAGGAGGUGACAGACAGUGCUCAUGUGACUUGUCACAUGACUUCAGAUCAGCCGAAAGCCAAAAUGGGACGCCAAACCUGCCUCCUAGGGCUCCUUGCUCUCGUCAUCACUGGCAAAUGCACUUAUAGCCCUGAGCCGGACCAGCGGUGGAUGCUGCCCCCAGGCUGGGUGUCCCUGGGCCGCGUGGACCCUGAAGAAGAGCUGAGUCUCACUUUUGCCCUGAAACAGCAGAACCUGGAAAGACUCUCGGAGCUGGUGCAGGCUGUGUCGGAUCCCAGCUCUCCUCGAUACGGAAAGUACCUAACCCUACAGGAUGUAGCUGAGCUGGUCCAACCAGCACCACUGACCCUGAGCACCGUCCAAAAAUGGCUCUUGGCAGCUGGAGCCCGGAACUGCCAUUCAGUGACCACACGGGACUUUGUGACUUGCUGGUUAAGUGUCUGGCAGGCUGAGCUGCUGCUCCCUGGAGCUGAGUUUCAUCGCUAUGUGGGGGGACCUUCGGAGACCCAUGUUGUAAGGUCCCCACAUCCCUACCAGCUCCCCCAGGCCUUGGCCCCUCAUGUGGACUUUGUGGGGGGACUGCACCGUUUCCCCCCCACGUCAUCUCUGAGACAACGCCCAGAGCCACAGGGGGUAGGAACUGUUGGCCUGCACCUGGGAGUGACGCCAUCUGUGCUCCGUCAGCGAUACAACCUGACAGCACAAGAUGUGGGCUCUGGCACCACCAACAACAGCCAGGCCUGUGCCCAGUUCCUGGAACAGUAUUUCCAUGACUCAGAUCUGACUGAGUUCAUGCGCCUGUUCGGUGGCGAUUUUGCACACCACGCAUCAGUAGCCAGAGUGGUUGGAAAACAGGGGCGAGGCAGAGCUGGAAUCGAGGCCAGUCUAGAUGUGGAAUACCUGAUGAGUGCUGGUGCCAACAUCUCCACUUGGGUCUACAGUAGCCCUGGCCGGCAUGAGGCACAGGAGCCCUUCUUGCAGUGGCUCCUGCUUCUCAGUAAUGAGUCAACCUUGCCAAAUAUACAUACUGUGAGUUAUGGAGAUGAUGAAGACUCUCUCAGCAGCAUCUACAUGCAGAGAGUCAACACUGAGUUCAUGAAGGCUGCUGCUCGGGGUCUCACCCUACUUUUUGCCUCAGGUGACACUGGAGCUGGGUGUUGGUCUGUCUCUGGAAGACACAAGUUCCGCCCUAGCUUCCCUGCUUCUAGCCCCUAUGUCACCACAGUAGGCGGCACCUCCUUCAGGAAUCCAUUCUUCAUCACAAAUGAAGUAGUCGACUAUAUCAGUGGUGGAGGCUUCAGCAAUGUUUUCCCACAGCCUUCAUACCAGGGGGAAGCAGUGGCCCAGUUCCUGAAGUCCAGCUCUCAUCUACCACCAUCUAGUUACUUCAAUGCUAGUGGCCGUGCCUACCCAGACGUUGCUGCACUUUCUGAUGGCUACUGGGUAGUCAGCAACAGGGUCCCCAUUCCAUGGGUAUCUGGAACCUCGGCCUCUACUCCAGUGUUUGGGGGAAUUUUAUCCUUGAUAAAUGAGCACAGAAUCCUCAAUGGCCGCCCCCCUCUUGGCUUUCUCAAUCCAAGGCUCUAUAAACAGCAUGGGGCAGGCCUCUUUGAUGUAACCCAUGGCUGCCAUGAGUCCUGUCUGAAUGAAGAAGUGGAGGGUCAGGGUUUCUGCUCUGGUCCUGGUUGGGAUCCUGUGACAGGUUGGGGAACACCCAACUUCCCAGCCCUACUGAAGACUCUACUCAACCCUUGACCCUUUCCUGCUGGGAAAGCAGAACUGUUCCCUGUGCUACUGGAGAAGGCUUAGUCCCCUAUUCUGCCUCAAUGGAAGCCCUGCUAAACUCUUAACUCUUGCCUCCUGCAGACAUCUUUUCCCUAAUCCUCAAAUGUUGCGAGCAGGACUUGAUUCCCAACCCUACUGUGUUCCAUCAAACUCAGGUCUCCUAACUCAACAAGAUGUUAUAACCAGCAUAUUUUGUCUCACCCUUCCCCGUCUCUUCUUCCUCUUUCCAACUUGAGAUGUGAAAAGAGGAUGAGGAUGUUGUCUUCCCAUUACUGAUACUGUCAGGCCCGUCUGGGGCUUACCACCUCUGCACUGACUGUAUGCUCUAUUUCUCUUCAAGUUUUCUUCCUAAUGCACUGUAAUGAGACCGUUGCGCUAACUGUUUAGUUUUUCUUCCCCUGGCACUGAGGCGAAAUGGUCUCCCUGACAUUUUAUGCAGGAUACACUUCUCAAUCUUUGUUUUAUGGUUUUUUUUUUUUUUUUGAAGAACAGGUUGCCAACAAUCUCAUAUUCUAAAGAAAGUUAAAAAUUUGUAAACUCAAAGUGUUUUAAAUAUGUUCUCAUCGGCAACAUUUCUCAACAAAAUAAAUAGGUCAUUACAAAUGAAUGUCACCUUUAAAUUUUGCUUCAACAAUUUUUUUUGUAAUUUAAUUUACAUUUUACUUCCCCCUUCUUGGCUACGAUAAAGCGAUAUUUGGUUUUUAUUUCAGCUGUUAGAUAUUCAUAAACAUCUAGCUUCUGUAAACCUGGGGUUUUGCUCUUUCCUUCAGUUUCUCAUUCAUCCUUUCUCCUUGGCUUCCAGUGCAUAUCCACCCUAACCACACCAGUUUGCCUCCUUUCCCACUAACUCCUGGAAUUCAGGUGUUCUUCAUUGCUCUAGCCUUAGUUUUUUGCUUUUAUCAUUUUAUUCAUCAUCCCUCAAACAAAUCACUGACAUCUAUACCCAUAGUGAUUGACAGAUACCUCAAAUGGAAGAUACCUCAAUACUUCAUCUCCCUCUUACCCAAACCUCAACUAUUUUAUCUCUUGGUAUAUGAUACAAUGCCUCUUCCAAACAAACCAAAAACCUAUAACCCUUAACUCUCAUUUUUUUCACCUCCUUAUUAACUUCAAUGAACAAGGUUUACUGAUUUUACCUUUCUAAUACAUCUUUAUCAGCCAGUGUGGUGGUGCUCACCUUUAAUCCCAGCAUUCAGGAGGCAGAGGCAGGCAAGUCUUUGUGAGUUUGAGGCCAUCCUGGUCCACAUAAAGUGAGACUCUGCCUCAAAAAUACACACACACACACACACACACACACACACACCUCUUCAUCUCUACUGCUACUGCAUUAGCUUUGAGCCCAUGUUGUUUUCCUCUAAACCGCAGGUGGGGAGCCAUUCCCAAAGCCCCUCAAUAUCCCUGACUUCCUACCCAUGGGUAAGUCAUCUUCCAGAUCAAACAGUAUAUUUACUUGUACAAACUCUUCAAAGAUUACUGGGUAAAAGUCAGGAGCAUCGAAACCUGCCUUCAAAAUCAGGGAAUAAACAUUGAUAAUAUCGGACACUUGGAAUUAGGUAGCUGAUGUUAGCUCUCAUUCUUCAUUGUGUUGUACCUACAUGUAGCUGGGAAAUAACCAUACAGUAUUGAAAUUGCCAGUUCGAUUGCCUUCCUUUCCCAGACCAGUGUUGCUAGUGAACCAGAAUCUUAUCCUACUUUGUAUUCCUAGGUUCCAGCCCAGUAGCUGGCAAUUAGGAAUUAAAUAAAUGACUGUUGAAUUGCAAAUGUGCUUCA